Molecule: messenger RNA, 654 nt
Organism: Penicillium chermesinum
Lineage: Eukaryota; Fungi; Ascomycota; Eurotiomycetes; Eurotiales; Aspergillaceae
Gene: mrpl4
Product: mitochondrial 54S ribosomal protein uL29m
Exons: 3
Coding region: 1-654 (217 amino acids)
Biological process (GO): mitochondrial translation
Cellular component (GO): mitochondrial ribosome; mitochondrial large ribosomal subunit
Molecular function (GO): structural constituent of ribosome
Source: RefSeq, a predicted model, not a curated record
AUGCAACGACCAGCUGUCGCUCAUGUGGCCCGGUAUGGCGGCCUCGUCUUGGCUGAACUACCUCCUCCAUAUCUUGCACCCUCCCUCCUCUCGAUGAAUCAGCCCCAAUCCUCAAGCUUCUCGACAACCGCCGUCGCGGCUGGCCGAUCGGGGGGUCGAGGACGCGACAUGAGCAAGAACCGCGGUGUAUCUGCCAUUCAUCGCACCGGCCCCAAGUUCAAGUUGACUGCUGCCAAAUACCCAUUGCCUAAACCGGUGCCGCGCGACCAAUUGCCAGAGCCCGCCAAGACACCCAAGCACGGCCUUUGGGGGUUUUUUCCCAAGAGCCGUGAGACAUUGAGUACCCCGGAAAGCGACGGAGAGCAUGGCCGGCCGUGGGCCAUCCCAGAACUCCGUGAGAAGAGCUGGGAAGAUCUUCAUCGCCUGUGGUGGGUUUGCGUCAAGGAGCGCAACCGCAUUGCCACUUCGAAUUACGAGAGGGCUCGUUUGAUGGCUGGAUAUGGAGAUCACGAGGCUGAUGUUCGCGACAAAGCGGUGUUGACCACUAUGCGAGCUAUCAAACAUGUGCUCCGCGAGCGCUGGUACGCCUGGGAAGAGGCAAAACGCCUAUACGAAAAGGGUGUCCGUCCCGACGCUGAGGUUUUCGAGGAGUAG